CACAAGUUCCGGGCUCACUCUCAGUUGUUGUUGUUGCUAAGUGUGCCCUGCUGCUGCCUGGAGGAAGGUACCGUCCGACCGUCGACUUUCUGCUGGACGUCGUGAGGACGCUACAUUCUGCCCGCUGGCCUUACCGCCCAUCCGUUUUGCAGCCUCAAUCACCUUGAGAUGCGGGUGACAACACGGCAGCACAGUCGAAUCUUUGCCAUCGUUUGUCCUACAAGCUUAUUACCCUCGCCAGCCUGAUGAGAUCUCCUCGUCCAACAACAAGCUGCCGCUUGCCGUCCCUCCUCCGAUUCCCCCGCCCCCGCUCAGCACUCGGUGGCAUCCCACUCACCUUAUAGAAAUGCGUCUUCUGCAAUGCAGCGAGACCGGCGAAUUCAGCUUCAAAAACUUCGGCGACGGCGAUCAGAUCCCUCCCUAUGCCAUUCUCUCGCACACAUGGGGAUUAGACACCGAGGAGGUUACCUUUGAAGAGAUGGAAAGUGGCACUGGGAAGGAUAAGCUUGGCUAUGAGAAGAUCAGAUUCUGUGGAGAACAGGCUAGGCAGGAUGACUUGCAGUACUUUUGGAUUGACACCUGUUGCAUCGACAAGAAGAACGCAGCCGAGCUCCAGCACGCUAUCAACUCAAUGUUUCGCUGGUACCGUGAUGCCGAGCACUGCUACGUUUAUCUAGCAGAUGUGUCUAUCUCCUUGUCUAGCAGCAACGAUAAGGCCCCGUACACAACAUGGGCAUGGGAGUGGACUUCCUGGCAGGGGAUGCUCCUGGUAUGGGUCCUUUGGGGCUGGAUACUAGGGCUCCCGUGGCUCCUUGGCCGGGGAUCAGUCGGCACUAAGGAGAAGCAUAAUCUGCCACCGGUGGAAUCUCAACUGCGGAAAAGCAAAUGGUUCACUCGAGGCUGGACGCUCCAAGAGCUUCUCGCCCCAAGAUCAGUCAAGUUUUUCUCGAAGGAAGGAAAGUACCUUGGUGACAAAAGCUCUAGGGAGCGACUGAUUCACGAGAUCACUGCGAUUCCUGAGCUAGCGCUUCAAGGAACCCGGCUAUCGCAGUUCAGCGUUAAUGAUCGGUUCUCCUGGAGUAAUCCUCGCCAAACCAAGCUCGAAGAAGAUAAAGCGUACUCUCUGCUGGGCAUUUUUGGCGUUAACAUCCACCUUCGAUAUGGCGAAGGGAUGACUAAUGCUUUCGAAAGGCUCCAGCAAGAGAUCGAGAAUCAGGCGACGUGUAUCCAACAUUUACGUCUUACCGAUCCACGCGAUGACAAAAAGCGCAUUGAGGCCAGCAAGGGUGGCUUGCUGGAGGAUUCGUACCGAUGGAUCCUUGAAAACCCCGAGUUCAAUCAGUGGCGUAGCGCCCAGCUGGGCUCACUUCUAUGGAUCAAGGGCCAUCCCGGCAAGGGCAAGACGAUGCUGCUCUGUGGCGCAAUAAAUGAGCUGGACAAAUCAAUAGCUAAGAUGGCUCUUCUGUCCUAUUUCUUCUGUCAGGCUACCGACCCGCGAAUCAACAAUGCUGUUGCAGUGCUACGAGGUCUAUUAUAUAUGCUUGUCGAUCAGCAGCCGUCGCUCGUGUCACAUUUACAAGAAAAGCACGUUCACGCAGGCAAAGCGCUAUUCGAGGAUCCCAAUGCCUGGAUUGCUUUGUCUACGAUCUUUGCCAACAUUUUACAAGACAAGAGCCUGCACAGCACCUAUCUGAUAGUCGAUGCGCUCGAUGAAUGCAUGACAGACUUGCCGAAGCUCUUGGAAUUUGUCGUGCAGAUGUCGUCUGUGUCAUCUCGUGUUAAGUGGAUUGUCUCAAGUCGGAACUGGCCUAGCAUUGAGAGAUAUCUCAACACUACGACGCAGGGGUUGUCGCUAAGUCUCGAGCUUAAUGAACAGUCCGUCUCUGCCGCCGUUGCCUCAUACAUUCAGUUCAAGGUCGACCAAUUAGCCUUGCGCUUGGAAUAUGAUAAUAUCACGCAGGAUUAUGUCCAGCAAUAUUUAUUGUCAAACGCAAAGGGCACCUUCCUGUGGGUCGCUUUGGUCUGCCAGAAACUCUCCGAAAGCUCGGCGUGGGAGGCUCAGAAAAGGGUCGAGGCGUUUCCACCUGGACUCAAUGAAUUCUAUGGGCGAAUGUUAGAAGAAAUCAAGACGUCAGAGCAUGCCGAACGUUCCAAACAAAUCCUGGCUGUCAUUUCGGCGGUGUACCGGGACAUCACGUUGGACGAGUUAGCAUCAUUUGUAGACUUGUCCGAUGGCAUUCCGGGAGGAGACAAAGCCCUGUCGGAGAUCAUAGCGCGUUGUGGCUCUUUUCUGACGCUCCGAGAACGCACAAUCACCUUCGUUCAUCAGUCGGCGAAAGACUUUUUAGUCCAAGAUGCAAAGAAUGAGAUCUUUCCUGCUGGGAUACAACGGGUACAUCAUGCUAUCUUCUCACGAUCACUGCAGGUCAUGUCCCAACAACUUCGACGUGACAUCUACGGCUUAAAGGCUCCCGGAUUCCCCAUUGACAAGGUCAAACGACCCAGUCCAGAUCCGCUAUCUUCACAACGAUAUUCAUGUGUCUAUUGGAUUGACCAUCUACUCGACUGUGAUCCUUCUGAGAACGCGAAAAACGAUCUCCGUACGGGUGCAUCCGUCGACAAGUUCAUAAAGGGCUACUACCUCUAUUGGCUUGAGGCCCUGAGCCUUUGCAGAGGUCUCCCGGAACGGAUACCGGCAAUAUCGAAACUCGAAACUCUCCUCAAGGCAAAUGCAGCCACAUCUGCGCUGCUCGACGUAGUUCGAGAUGCGCGCCGAUUUAUCAUGUCUCACAAGCAGGCAAUAGAGCUAUUUCCGCUGCAGGUAUAUGUGUCUGCACUUGCAUUUAGUCCAGAGCACAGUUUGAUAAGGGGGGUUUUCGAGCACGAAGAGCCCAAAUGGAUUACGGCAACGCCGCAUAUGAGAGAGUGGAGCGCCUGUCUCCAGACGCUGGAGUGCUCCGAUGUGGUCAACUUGGUGGCCAUCUCACCCGACUCGACCUGGAUCGCCUCAGCAUUGCUUGGUAAUAGCAGAGACCGCAGAAAACCGAUCAUGAUGAUCAGGAUGGUCGAAAUCUGGGAUGUGAAAAGCGGCACCCGCCUCAGAACACUAGAGGGUGAUUAUGGGGAAAUCAACUCGAUGGUCUUCUCCCACGACUCGGCUCGGCUCGCCUCCGCGUCGAAACGUGGCACUAUCAAGGUCUGGGAUGUGACUAAAGGCACUUGCUUGCACAUUUAUGAGCACCUUGAGUCAGUCAGCUCAGUGGUCUUCUCACCUGACUCAGCCCAACUCUUCUCAGGGUCGGAUAAGACGAUUAAGAAGUGGGAUACUAUUAGUGGCGAAUGCCUCGAGACACUAUGGGAAGCUGACGAAUGCUACCUGUUGGCCUUCUCAACUGACUUGACCCGAGUUGCGACGUCGGCUGGCUCUGAGACACUCAAAAUCUUGAAUUUGAGCAGUGGCAUUUGUCUACAGGAGCAAAAGGUCUCUAUUCUGCUUAAAACUGCAGUCUUCUCGCACGACUCGAUGCGACUCGCUAUACUAUAUACGGAUGACACAUUCAAGGUCUGGAAUCUAAGAAGUGAUGCUUGCCUACAGACACUUGAGGGCCACAACGAUCCGGUCGAGUCAGUGGCCUUUUCACUUGACUCAACCCGACUCGCCUCAGUAUCACAUGAUCGGACAGUUAAGAUCUGGGAUACGACUAGUGGUGUAUGCCUAAAGACACUCAGUGGCCAUUCCAACUGGGUUAUGUCCGUGGCCCUUUCACCCGACUCAACCUGGCUGGCCUCGGGCUCAUGGGACGGUACAGUUAAAAUUUGGGAUAUAGACAGUAAUCUAUCUCAGCAGACGUUCCAGGGCCACUAUAGCGGAGUCUACUCGUUGAUCCUCUCACCCGACUCAACCAUGCUCGCCUCUGUGUCCACUGAUCGGACAGUCAAGAUCUGGGAUACGAGUAGUGGUGUCUGCCUACAGACACUUAAGGGCCACCGUGCGAGAGUCGAGUCGGUAGCCUUCUCGUUCGACUCUACCCAGCUCGCUUCAGCUUCGAGAGACAAGACAGCUAAGAUCUGGGAGACCAGGAGCGGCGCUCGCCUACACACACUCGAGGGCCACUCUUUCUGGGUCCUUUCAGUUGCCUUCUCAUCCAACUCGACCCAGCUCGCCUCAGCAUCAUAUGAUAAGACAGUUAAAAUCUGGGAUACGAGUAGUGGCAUUUGCCUACGGACACUUAUUGGCGCUACCGGUUCCGACGGGGUUCUUUCGGUGGCCUUUUCACCUAACUCAACGUUACUCUCCUCAAAAACAAUUGACGGGACAUUAAAGAUCUGGGAUACAGGUAACGGCGUAUGUCUGCAAACUUUUAAGGUCCACGGUGGCGGGCUCUGCUCGGUGGCCUUCUCGCAUGACUUACAGCUUGCCUUAGCUUCAGAGGAUCACACAGUCAAGAUUUGGGAUUUAAGAAGUGGCGCUUGCUUACACACACUUGAGGGCCAUGGUACCUCGGUCAGCUCGAUGGCCUUCUCGCACGAUUCUACCCGGCUCGCCUCAGCGUCAUAUGAUAAGACGGUCAAGAUCUGGGAUCUGAGCAGUGGUGUCUGCCUGCAGACACUGGACAUUGGCAGACCACUGCGCCACAUCUCAUUUGAGGCUACUGGCGUACAUCUUAACACCAACAUCGGCACUCUCAUUCUGAAACCAACGUUAACAUGUACGGAUCCGAUCGCAACAAAGCUUCAGAAACCACAAUGGCAGGGCUGGGGAUUGAGUCCAGACAACGUGUGGAUAACCUAUGAUUCUGAGAGCCGUAUACGGCUACCUCCAGAAUAUAGGCCAUCUCAUUCCGUCAUGAUCUCGGCAACGAGGAUAGGCACCGCCGUUGGAUCUGGAGCUGUGUUGAUAUAUAGAUUCAGCGGGGAGCGUGGUGAGGAAUUGUUGGACAAACCAGGUAGUCAUACUUCUUACGGAGUCAUCCAGCGAUGA
This is a messenger RNA of Cladophialophora immunda, 4981 nucleotides long. RefSeq lists its product as uncharacterized. The record is from RefSeq and is a predicted model, not a curated record. The coding region runs from base 347 to 4981 and encodes 1544 amino acids. Lineage: Eukaryota; Fungi; Ascomycota; Eurotiomycetes; Chaetothyriales; Herpotrichiellaceae. The transcript has 2 exons. Gene Ontology annotation, cellular component: nuclear envelope; cytoplasmic microtubule; kinetochore. Gene Ontology annotation, molecular function: microtubule plus-end binding; dynein complex binding. Gene Ontology annotation, biological process: vesicle transport along microtubule; nuclear migration; microtubule organizing center organization.